Molecule: messenger RNA, 5785 nt
Organism: Theobroma umbraticum
Lineage: Eukaryota; Viridiplantae; Streptophyta; Magnoliopsida; Malvales; Malvaceae
Source: RefSeq, a predicted model, not a curated record
ACCUGAAAUCAGAUCAGUCGGAAGCAAAAUUAAUUUCUAAUUUCUAAUUCCUUAAAAUAAUAAAAAAAAGGGGGAAAGAAAAAAAGAGAACUAAAAAAGGGAAAAAGAGGAGGAGGCGUAAGCGAGCGAGGAGGAAGAGGGAAAAGGUGGUUCGAGAAGAGCAAAGAACAAGGAGAGGAGAAUAGAGGAGGGUUGUUGCUCUCUUUCUGUUAAAGAUUCAAUUACUAGUAUUUCAUCAGUGACUCAUAAGCAGUGGUAUACAUUCUUUUUUUUUUUUUUGGUUUUAAUUUCAUUUCAAUGUAGUCCCGCCAAAGCCAAACAACCACAAACAGUUGUUUUUAUCAGAUUUUAGAUUGCCUUUAGCGCCCAAUCAAAAUUGGAUGAAUCGCAGCAGAUGAUGGUUUGUUGUUGCUCUCAGAAUCUGAGAGAUGGGAUUCACGCUUGUAUUCGCGAUUAUGAUAGGCUCCAAUAUGUGGCCGUCCUCCUCAUUUACAUCCAAAUUGGGUGCGCCUUGAUCGGAUCCCUGGGCGCAUUGUACAACGGAGUGUUGCUGAUCGAUUUGGGCAUAGCGUUGUUCGCUUUGGUGGCCAUCGAGAGCAGCAGUCAGAGCUUAGGCCGAACUUACGCCGUUUUGCUCUUCUGCGCCAUUCUGCUGGACAUUUCGUGGUUCAUCCUCUUUUCCCACGAUAUUUGGAACAUAUCGUCGGAGAGUGAGAGUCAUGGAAUGUUGUUCAUCUUCUCUGUCAGACUAACUCUGGCAAUGGAAAUCAUAGGGUUUUUUGUGAGGUUGUGGUCGUCCCUGUUGUGGAUUCAAAUAUAUAGGCUGGGGGUUUCUUAUGUAGACAGUGGUGCAGGUCCACGAGACCCCGAUUUCGAUUUGAGAAAUAGUUUUCUAAACCCUGCAACUCCAUCCAAUUCCAUACUUAGACCAUGCUCUCACAAUGACAAUGAUGACGUUUUAGGAGGCGCCAUCUAUGAUCCUGCUUAUUACUCUUCUCUCUUUGAAGACCGUCAACAACACAAUAGAAAUUCUUUUCUUGGUCAUAAUGAGGCUAUUAGUGGAAAUGAAUCUGCUUCUGGUGCUGAAGCUUCUCAGCUGAAGUUCUCUCCCGUCAAGACUCUUCAGGCUAUUGAUGGCUAUGCUUUGCUUUUCUUUUCUUUUUUGAGGAGCGUUCUGAACUCCCUUCUGGAAUAGGUGCAGUAGAUCUAACAGACAGCUCAAUUUAGAAAUAAGUCUGUCUCUCUAAUUGCCAUGUAGAGAUGGAAAUGCUAUCUGGGGUGCAUUUAAUUGUUUGAGAUCAACGUACAGUCUUUUUCUGCAAUGACUAUAUAUGUCCGUUCUUCUUAAAAAAGUGUCCUAAAGUUGCAGAUUGUCUUGCUAAUUGAUGAAUUAUUACAUAGGGAAACAUUCUGCCUAUUUGGCUUGAUUGUUGAAAGUUAUUGACUUACCUCUCUUGAUUGUCAGCUUGAAGAAAUAAUUAGAUUUUAUUUACCAGAAUAAUGUAAGAGAAAUAUUACAGAUUUUGUCCACUUUUGUGAUAGGAAUACAUUGAUUGCUGCCACCUGUGCUACAAAAAUUGACUGUUAGCAUUAUUCUGAUAAGAUUUUCUUCUGAGUACCAUCAAAAUCAAGUUAGUCUAGUGAUGCCGGUGUGCUUAACUAUUCCUUUAAGCGCACACUUCUUUCAUCUUCUCAGUAUGGUUUAUUCGUGCAGUUUCUAAAUCCUUGUAUGAUGACUCUGUUCAGAACUUGUAGUGGCUUGUUUGUUUAAAAUAUGUUUUAAACAUAAUGAGCUAUCUCAAAUUACAUAGUAAAAUAGCACUGAAAGAGUUAAAUUUAUUAUCUGUUUCACUGUUUUUUAGGAUAGCCAAGUGAAUAAAGUUUUGGACAAUUUUUAUAUCUGAGUUCUUGAGAACAAAGAGAAUAUCGAAUGGAGAGAAGAGGAGAAGAAAUCUUUUAGCUUCAAGGGCUCUUUAAGAGACAUCAAAGGCUGAUUGCAUCAUGGGAGAUAAGAGCAGUAAUGCUGGAAAUUUCUGAUAAUAAUUUUAUAUCAAAUGACGGCUAUUGAAAUUUAAAUAACAUAGGUACUUAUACCAAAAAUAAAUAAAUAAACGAGUUAAUCACACGUAUGCUACUUGAAUUAUAAUAAAUUGUACAAAUUGGUAACUAAACAUAAAAAAAUAUACAAUUUGCAUCCUUAACUUUCAAAUCGUGUAGCAUGUAGUUCAAAUUUUAACAUAAUUACUCACCUUGCCUACGUGGUAUCUAACCUAUACAAGCACACCAUGUGCAAGCCACAUGUGAAAUAAAAAAAUUGAGUAAUUCUUUGAAUUUCCACGUGGAUGCCAUGUGGCAACUCACAAUUGGUGGAUAUUGGGUAAAAAAAUUCUUUUUCUUUUCUAAAAAUAAAAUCUUAAGUUUCAAAUUUUGAAAAAAAAUAUUAUAGUAAAAUAUUAAAAUAUUAUAGUAUGCGGAGAAAUCCAAGAGUAUCUCACCUUUUACACUGGUUCAGAAUCUCUCUUAUUCCUUAUCCCCAUUUUCAUUCUCACCCACCUUUACAGAACCCUAACUCCAAAAUGAUUUUAAUGUUCUAGGUGUCUAGAUUGGAAUUGAAGCUUUUUUAAUUGGAUUUAAAAUUUAAAUUACUCCUAAAGAUAUUCAUUCAUGUUUAGUCAAAUGGGUCUGUACUGAUUUAAUUUGUGCAUGCGUGUCUUCUGGAAAUUGGAAAGUGAGUUGGAUGGUAUUUGCUUGGUUUUGAUGCUUCAAGUGAUUUGUCUAGACUUGAAGCUUGUUCUCCAGGUUUACUUUGUAGGUUUUAGUUUGAUUUUGUAGAAACUUCAGAAAAAUGUUUCUUGUGUACUAUGGACUCUAUGGUUAUUUAAAUGUUCUAGUUGUUUAGUUUGGAAUUGAAGCAUAUUUUGUUUGGAUUUAAAAUUUAAAGUACUCCUAAAGAUAGUCAUCCGUUUUUAGUCACAUGGGUCUUUACUGAUUUAAUUUGUGUGUGUCUUAUGGAAAUUGGGAAGUGUCUUGGAUUGUAUUUGCUUGAUUUUGAUGCACCAAGUGGUUUGUCUAGAUUUGAAGCUUGUUCUCUAAGUUAACUUUGUAGGUUUUAGUUUGAUUUUGUAGAAAAUUGAGAAAAAUGCAUCUCAUGUACUAGAGGCUUUAUGGUUAUGAUAGAAUUUUCUAUAGAGAUGGACUCCAUUUUCAUGAUUUAUUGACAGUGGUGGAGGAAAGAAUGAGAAAUGGGGCAUUGAUUGAUUUUUUUUGACUUGUUUAAAGACUGUUUGGUUAGUGAGAGAGAGAGGGAAAUUGCGAGAAAAUCUUGAAAAGAAGAAAGGUAUCUAUGUUUUGUUGCAAAUAUUAAUUGUUUUUAAUCUUUUGUACUAAUAUUUAUCUUUUUUUUUAGAAAAUUUUAAACUUGAAAAUCUAUUUUAAAAAAACUAACAUAUUAGAAAUGUUUUACUCAAAAUCUACCAAUUAUGGAUUGUCAUGUGGCAUCCAUGUUGAAAUUCAAUUCAUUUUUUUAAUUUCAUGCAUGGUGUAUGCAUUGCGUAAUUGUAUUGGUUAGAUGCUACAUGGGCGAACUAGGUUGUUGAUAUGUUAAUUUAGACUGACAUGGUACAUGAUUUGAAAGUUCAUAGUGCAAAUUAUAAUAUAUUUUGUUUCAAGUAUCAAUUUGUACAUGUUAUUGUAGUUCGGGCACUACAUGUGUGCUUUCUCUGAAUAUAAUAGCAUAGUUUCUUAUGAGCUAAGCCUUACAUCUUAAAUGCAAAUACCAUAUACAACCCCAAAGCCUAAUCUUUGAAAGAUAAGCAAAAGGAAAACUAAUAUAAAAUAUCAUAAACAAUUUAAGAAGUGUAUACCUAUAAAUUACAUUUAAGCUCAUAAAAUGCAACAAAGUAACAAAAUAAAAUCACUAAGUAAUUUAAUCUCUCUAAGUAGCUUCUACCCCUCUUGCAUCUUUAAAACUGUUGUAGGUUAGGUAGGUGAUUAGGGCUUAUGGCAAAUUUUUAUUUGAGUUCUUGAGAUAACAUAUAAAAUUCAUUAAAAGAAAAAGAUAAGAAAAGAAAAAAUCCCUAAGCUUCAUACAUAAGGUUUCUAAGGAGUCACACCUAAGGUUUAUUGCAUCACACAAUCUAAGAGCAAUAAUGCUGGAAAUUUUUUUAUAAUAAUUUUAUAUUAAACUAAAGCUUUUGAAAUUGAAAAUACAUUGUAGUUUUAAGCUAAGCUCUAAAUCCUAAUAAAUACAUAACACCAAAUUUGUAACUUAUUGAAACUAGAAGACAUUUUAUGGGUGCUGGACACUUGGUUCAACCAUUAUAUGAAACUGUGGCUAUAAUUGUGUUUUUUUCCCCUCAAAUUUUCAAUAAUGGGGAUUUUUUCUACCUUAAUUAUUUUUCUGAUUUCAAUUUUGUUUUAAAUUUUGGGGAAGGAAACAUGAGAGAACAGAAAGUAAGAGGGAAGAUAGAGAUGGGCUAAGAGAGGUGGAGGGGAAGGGAGAGAGGUUGGCAACGCUAGAAAAUAUGGGGGGAAAGGAGAGCCGGUAGAAUGGAGGAUGAAUGAGAGCAUCAAAAGAUGGAAGGGUAGAAAGAAGAGAGAGAGGAAGGGAGCGGAUGAAGAGCCACCCUCUGAUCCGGCCUUCUGUUACUAGAUCCAUGAUAGACUAGGCUGACAACAGCAAGGCAGAGGUUGGGAAGAAAGAAGAAAAAUGAAAAAAAGGAGAGAAAAAGAGAAGAAAGGGAAGAAAAGAAUAAAAGGGAAAAAAGGAAAAUAACAAAUGAAAGAAGAAAAUUUAUAAAAAAAAGUUUGAUUCCUUAUCGGUAGAAUAUAUAAAAAAGGUUUUCCUCAGUUUUUUUUAUCCCUUUAGGAGUUUGUUUAACAUUAUAUUUUGAUGAUCAUCUUAUCUUUUACAUUGUGUUGCCACAACAAACACGAUUUUAUAGCCUGUAAUAAAAUAUGAAUAUUUUUAAAAAUUAAUAAAAUUAAUUUUCUAUUUCACUAAAAAAUAAGUGGAGCCGCUGCAAUUGUGGGCUUUUUGCUAGUAGACACACAAACCUAAUACUUAGAAAAUGAGCAAAACACUAUAAAAAUUAGCCUAAAUAAUCUAAAAUUUUAAAUCUACAUAUAAAAUUAUAAUUUACAUGCUUAAAAAUACAGAACAGUAACUAAAGGAAAUCUUAUAUAGUUUAAUCCCACAAUUAUCAUUUUUCUAUUAUACAUCAUAGAGAACCAAAAAGAAAAAAAACAUCCAAUCUUAGAAGUUAGAACCAGUCACUAAUAUUCUCAGUUCCUAUUCCAGAGUGAAAAAAUAUUGGAGAUAUAAUAAAUGAUCCAAGUAAUUAUGGAGCUCUAACUGUUGAAAAGGUUGUGGUGUUAUAAGUUUGUGAGGCAUUGCUCUCCUUGAAUGGCUUCUGCAUCACUUUUGCUGCUUUUAUUGUCUGCUUUUUCAUGGAUUUGGCAACACUGUUUGUGGUCCUCUGUCCCAUGUUCAGUUCAAUUUGUUGUGUAUUGCGUUGGUGAUCCUUAAAGCCAUUCCUUCAUCUACUUGAAUCUGUAAGCUGUUAUUGAUGGGUCAUAUUCAUGGAAUACUUUGUCAUUGAAUCUUUUGGCACUAAGCGUAAUCCACUAUUAUGGGUGUUUUUUUUUUUUGUUAAAUGCUUUAACCAUGCACUGACAGUUUUAAAUUUUAAAUCAUGUGGCUUUGCUCUAAUAAGAAUUAUUGGCUACUAUAUUUUACUAUUUAGUGGUCUUUCACUUUGUUUGGUGCCUUUACCAAACUCAACUA